Harmonia axyridis is the source of this 1221-nucleotide messenger RNA. Its product is annotated as ubiquitin-like protein 4A-B. NCBI's taxonomy places the organism in Eukaryota, Metazoa, Arthropoda, Insecta, Coleoptera, Coccinellidae. The coding region runs from base 89 to 478 and encodes 129 amino acids. Gene Ontology annotation, molecular function: protein binding. The record is from RefSeq and is a predicted model, not a curated record. The transcript has a single exon. Gene Ontology annotation, biological process: post-translational protein targeting to endoplasmic reticulum membrane.
UUGAGGUUGACAUUUCAUAAGUCAAAAUAUUUCAGAUUUGUUCAUAUGGUCUUGUGAAUUUAAUUUGAGUUUUAUUUAAAAUUUCAAAAUGAAGAUUAUGGUGAAGUGUCUCAAGGGUGGAAAUUGUUUAGUAGAUGUGGAUGGAAAUACCACUAUUGCAGAAUUGAAAAAGAAAAUUGAAACUGAUAUCAGUAUACCUGCUCCACAACAGACACUAGUUUUAUCUGGAAAGACUUUGCAAGACGAUAAGCCCCUAAGCUAUUAUCCAAAAAUUCAAGAUGGUACAAAAUUGUAUGUUGCAAUUAAAAAGCAAGACACACUGAACACAAUACUAGCCAGAUUUUUAAAAGAAUAUUAUACAGAAGAACAGUGCAAGUUGAUAGUAGAAGAAUUCAUGAAAAACUUCAACACCAGAGUACAUAACUUAAGCUUAGAUGAUCUGGAGAGAAUAGCAAUGUCAGAAAAAGAACAUUUGUAGUUAAUAUUCAGUGUUAGGAUAAGUUAAUUUAAUUCAUUCGAAGAACUUAUUGAAAAUUCACAAUGAGAUUAUGUGCAAGAUAUAACUAUUGUAAAGAAGUUUGGCCUCUUAUAUUGUAAUAAUUUUGAAUGGUCAAAUAUGUUCAUGUGAGGUAAAACUUACUUAUAAGUGACAUUUAUUUGAUUGGACAUAAUAUCUGAUCCUCAUAUCUCUUAUCCCUCAGGAUUAAGAUAUUUAAAUAUUUCAGUUAUUCAAAGCACACUAGUAUUAUUAACUGGUACUAAGCUUGAAAAAAAUAAAUAGAAGCAUUUAUCAAAUAAUGAAGACUUCCUUUUUGCAAGUUCAAUAAUAUAUAAUAUAUUCCAUUGAAGAUACAAAGGAGAAAAAGGGUCAACAUAUUCAAGUAAACAAGCUUCAAUUAUAUCUAAUCAGAUUGAUUGAAAAUGAACUGAUUUUAAUAAAAUAUAUGUAUAUUUUGGUUCGUCAUAUCAGAGUCGAGCUUGUAGUUCAUUUUCACUUUAGAAAUCGGUGUUUGAGUGUAAUUAGUGAUAACUACAUAACUGUUAAUCGGAUAAUUUUACAUAGGAGUCCAAACUAGUGGUCAUUUUUUAUUUAAAUAUCAGCCAUGACAAUUUCUACCACCCACAAGAUGUUGAAAAUUAUUGUUAUAGCAAUUCAGAUAACAUUGUUUUAUAGGAGACUAGAAUAAGGUAAUUUUCAAUAAAUUUCUUUGUUUUCCAGUA